Rotaria socialis is the source of this 546-nucleotide messenger RNA. The record is from the annotation of a GenBank genome assembly. NCBI's taxonomy places the organism in Eukaryota, Metazoa, Rotifera, Eurotatoria, Philodinida, Philodinidae.
AUGGUGAAUACAAUCAAUGCUAUAAAUCGAAGUGGCAAAACAGUAAAAUUGGGUUUCUUCCGAAAUCAUGCUGCUUUUCGUCCAUCAUUUGAAGCGGAAAAAACUAUUCUAUUGAGACGAAAUCAAAGUCUAUCAGUAAGACUUGACAAUGGAUGGGAAGGUCGUGUGCAAAGAAUAACUGGUGCAUCAAAUGAUCCUGCAACAUGGGCUGAAGUUCAUUUCAAUGCAUGGCAUAACAUGACUUUUGCAGAUAUCAGUUUUAUACGAGGAUAUAAUGGCUCCAUGGUUUUUUCUACUAAUGAUGGCUCUUUACAUACCGGCACAAGAGAUAAUCUAUACAGAGGUGCCCCAUAUCGAUGCAAACGAAGAGAUUCAGGAGGGAAUUAUGUUCUCGAUGCUACGGAACCAUACGGUGGUGGACAAAAUGGUGAGCUAAUUGCUUACUAUCGUUCUCGAGUACCAACAGGACAUGGUUAUAUUGUUCCCAACGACCAUGCUAGCUCACAUGGAACAAGACGUACGGACAUCAACCUUAAAAUUUAUUAA